UUUCAAUUUUCUUUCCUUUUUUCAACCGACUCAUCGUGUCAUUAUGCCACCCGAUAGCACCGAAAAGUUAAGCUUCAACAAUACAUUUUGCCGUUGUGCUUCAACCAUCGUCUCUCUCAAGGUUGCCCGAUGGUUUAACACGCCUAAGUCCAUGAGCCGGUGCCAUCCCAUCUCCAAGAAGCUCAUAGUAAAAACGGGAUUCUCUGUCCAUCUCACUGAAGCAGCUACCUUGCAAUUUGUUUCGAAGAACACCUCUAUUCCCGUACCGCGUGUGCAAUGUUCCUUUGUCUUUAGGAAUCGCACAUACAUCGUAAUGGACCGCAUCAAAGGAGACCCCAUUAGUAAUGUAUGGUUGAAGUUGACUGAGGCGGAUCGUGAUAGCAUUCUAUUGCAGUUACGCCAUAUGCUACAAGAGUUGAGAGCAAUUGCACCGCCUCCCGGAACAGGAGUUGAAAGUUGCGUCGGCGGCUCUUUACGAGAUCCUCGGAUGACCCGAUCUAGUCCCAGGUUCGGUCCAUUUAAGACGAUAGAGGAUUUUCAUUAUUGGCUUCGCGGAGGACUCCAAUUAAAGGACUUUCCUAGUGGUUUCCCGGACUGCGAUGAACAGGACUGGGAUGAUUUCAAAGAGAUGGCAAUCAGGCAAGACACGCCGUGGCCAUCUCCCGUGUUUACGCACGCUGAUCUCAAUCCCUCUAACAUCUUAGUUCGCGGAGGCCAAGUGGUCGGCAUCGUUGAUUGGGAAGUCGCCGGUUGGUAUCCCUCUUAUUGGGAGUUCACUUCUGCCUGCUAUUUGCAAAUUCCAGACUGGGACGCUACCGUCCCAAAGUUUCUCGACCCAUUUCCCAACGAGCUUAAAAUGGAGCGAACACGACAAAGAUGGUGGGGUGAAAUUUAGGUAUGAUACAUUAUUCUAUUUCAAAACUACAUUGCAUAUCCACUACAUCGGAUUUCGAGUUCAAGCGUCUCUGGACAAAAACCCAUACUCUCCACACGCAUCGACGACUUAACA
Annulohypoxylon maeteangense is the source of this 1009-nucleotide messenger RNA. Its product is annotated as kinase-like protein. The transcript has a single exon. The record is from RefSeq and is a predicted model, not a curated record. Lineage: Eukaryota; Fungi; Ascomycota; Sordariomycetes; Xylariales; Hypoxylaceae. The coding region runs from base 44 to 895 and encodes 283 amino acids.